GCGUUCCCCCAGCAUCUGGAUUUCGAGCAGAGGGCCCAGCCGCAUCGAGCGAUCCCGCUGUGUCUUUGGCCCUGCGCUACUUUUCCUUCGGGCAUCGAGUCUCAUUUCUUCGGCUUCGACCUCGGUUGCAACCAUGGUUAUAGCCAAGCUUGCGGCUAUCGAGCAGGAUAUGGAUGUCUGUCGCUGCAAAGGACAGUUCCGCCUACUUCGGGAUCUCGCCGUAAAAUAUCGGCGCAAGUACUAUCCGAAUGGCUCGGCUCGGGAAUACAUUAUGCUCGCAGAUGCUCUGAUGAAUCUGCUCUUUCAGAGUCAGGCUCCGGACUCAACCCCUUAUGAUUGCGACUUUGCGUUGACACCUGUUUGGAGCAUGAGGCUCGCUCCGAAGCAGACCGACGACAUUGCCAACACCCUCCAGCAAAUCAAAGCCGCAGACGGAGAAUACUACAAGCAAGCGCAAAUACUACUAGCUCGACUCGAUAUUGUUCACGGCAGCCCCGAUGCCGCGCUGGCGAAGCUUAGGGCAGUCCUUAAUGCCGAAACGCACUCGAGCCCCACCGAAUAUGGCGAGUCUGCGAAAAUCGUGGCCGUCAUGGGUUGGACUCUUCAAGGAGUCGCGCUGGAGCUCAAGGGCGAGCUCAAUCUGGCCAUUCAGUCCUACGAAUGCGCCGCGAAGCAUUUGCAAGUCAAGUACUCGGUCCCGGCUGCUUCUGCCAAGACAGCCGGACGAAUGAUCGAGCCCGAUGAAUGUCAGUGGACCUACUGGCUGGAGGAAACGCUGUUCAGACAAACAUGCCUGCUGAUGAAACUCGGCGACAGAUCAACGGUGCAUAUCCCCAUCCGGACAUACGUGACCACGCUCGCCUCCACCUCAAACAGCUUCCAAACCGCCAGGAAGACGAAGGUGUAUCGAUGGUAUCUCAAGAUGAUGCUCAGUGCACCGCUGACGGCAACAGGAAGCCCAAACCUGUCUGCGUCACGGUUGAAUGCCGCUGGGGAUCGCUCGACGGCUGAUUUGCAGACGUACGCAAAUCCGUUUUCUGGGAUUCCAAGCCUCGCCUUCCCAUGUGCCGACUUGCCCUUAGGGAUACAAUCAGAGUUUCGCAGCUGCUUGACAGCCUACGAGGGACUACUUGCGCAGCUCAUCCGGUUCCCUCGCGGAGAAGACAUGUCGCCUGAAGAGCAGGAGCGUAUUCAGCGAUACCACGAAUGCAUGGACUGGAUUGUGAUGAGUGAGAUGUCACUUCCAUCUCGCCAGGCUCAGUCCGUAUCGCGCGCAGAGGAGUGCGGCGAGAUCAUUGACAGUCACUAUCGACUGCUAGAGAUCCUUUACCAAGGAGCCAAGCACACUUUCGAAUCACUGAGAAUUCUUCGAUACAUUGUCCAUGCUUUUGCGUCGCUUAUUGUCAACUUUCCUGAUGUUAUCCCCAAACAUGAGUAUGAGGAAGCGGAAUGGGCUGUUGCUGCUUAUCUGGAACUGUACAAUCGAAAACUCGAUGAUGCGAUCCAGGCCGGCCAGAAGGCCCAUCGAGAUGAAGUCGUCGAGCAGCGGCGACUCUCGCAAAUGAGUGCCCAUGGGGCUGGUCGACCUGGUCCCGAUCCCGUCCACUCCGCGCCAACAAGCGGCAAUGACGCUUCACAGCCAUCAGCCGCACAUGGUCACAUGCAUAGCCGCGAUAGUUUAGUCGUCCGUAUUCCUUGUCUGGAGAAUGAGGGGAUAGUCGACACGAUCGGCGUCUUGAUUUCCGGGGUGCGGAUCAUCCUUUCGAACCUGAACGGCGACGAACAGAAGGCUCGAAAGGCUGUAGACUACAUGGAGCAAGCACUCGAGCUUUUGAAGGUGCAUGGCGCCACCCUCGCAAACUUUGAUCCUGUUCUCGUCAAGGUGGAGCAGUACCUGGGGAUUACCUAUGGUGAAAUGGCGCUGGAGGUGUCGGACUCGGAGCUUCGUGGCCGCUGUCAAGAAAAAUCGAUCGAGCAUCUGAGCUGCGCAGUCCAACUCAAUCCAGAGCAGUGGGAAACGCGAUAUCAGCUGGCACUAGCAUACGCCGAACUUGGCGAGUCCGACCUAUCGAUCGAGCAUCUGCAAAUCGCCUUGACACUAAAUCCAACCCACGCCUCCUCCUGGAAUCUACUGGCACUUGUCCUGAGCUCCAAGAAAAACUACCUUGCAAGUUUGAGAAUUUGCGAAACCGGAUGGCGACAGUGCAUCAACUCGCUCGCCACCAGAUUGGGUACUCCGCCAGAGGCCAUCGAUGGAUCCGGCGAGCUUCCGUUACUCUGGGACUGUGUUUCUCCUUUCGAAAAAGAGUCUUUGAUGAACCUCAAGAUCACCCAGACAUUCCUGCAGAUUGGAAAAUACGGGCCCAAGUCGGGCUUAGAGAUGGUCCAGGGACUUCUGACCCUCUAUCGCAAGCUGUUUGGCAAUCCUCUCAGCUACCGAGCCGAAGAUCUCGGCAAACCGUACACGGCUGUUGUUGAGAGUGGUACAAACUCAAAUGUGGCAGAGAGUGCUCGCAUGCCCAACAGCGAUCCCCUCGGUCGCCAGAGUGUCGAGUUUCUUGGACACGGGAACGUGUAUGUGAGCAACAGUACCGGUGACGGCCCCCGAUCCAACACAAUGGCUCAAAAGUCGCCGCAUUCACGCGCUCCUACGGCUGUUUCGACGUUGUCGACCACCUUCCAUCGCACAUCGCCGACACAGCAUCAGUCAUUUUAUCGGUUCAAGGUCUUUGAGCAGCAGAUCUCACUCUGGCUCCUUGUGUCUGCCCUCUACCGCGAGGUCCAGCAAUACGACAAUGCGCGUGGCGCUGUUGCUGAAGCCGAGAAAGUCGCCGAGGUGCUCGUCAAGAUCGAAAACAAGGUACGCAACGGGCCCUCAGCCCGAUCCAAGGCCGAGAUUAUAGCAAGCCUCUCCAAGCCAAACACCGAUAGCCUUGGGGUCUCGGGCAGAUCAACUCUUGGAGGAUUUCAAAAACGGAGCACCCAGGCCGGGGACUCAAGCGCGUCUGUGGCUGCGGGGAGCCCAGCAACAGCCACAGCAUCCGUUGUCAGUGUUGUUGGUCUGUUGCAGUUUAACAUGGACUCGACCAACCCCGUCCCAAAAUGGGGUUUAACAGAUGCUAACAUCAAAAGAAUCCUUGCCGAUAUCACCUUUGAGUCGCUUGUGGUGGAAUAUGCCGAAUACAAAGGCAAGCACCAGCCGGCACCCGGAGGCAAGUAUGACAAGUAUAUGUCGCCGGCAAUGAAAGUCGAGGCCGCCCAUCAAGUGACCCGGCUCAAGGUCUCUCCGUCGUCGGCAUCCAUUGCCAGCACCGUCCCAACAACAUCGCCCACUAAUGCAUCCAGCGUUGGUGAGCUCACUGGGGCCGAUGGCUACAGCACACAGAGCGGACAUAGUCUCAGUGCCGGCAGUCCCGCAAACGUCAUUCUGCUGAAUCAAGCCGACCGCAACGAGCAGAUCCAGACAAGCAAGCUAGAGGCACUGCUGGCCGACUUCCAGGCAAACAGCUAUUUGGAUGAACAUCACAUGGCCACACACUAUUACCUCGGCCUGUUGUACCUUGAGACAGACAACCUGGCCUUUGCCGAGCACCAGUUUCUGCGCGUCGUCAAGCAUUCCAAAGGUCGUGGAGGGUCGGGCGGACAGCCCGGGAUGGCCUCCAACUACUCGGGGGUUUCAAGCGUCUGGAGCCACGAGAGCUGGCGCCAACUGGGAAAGAUUUUCAACCUGACCCAAAGGCACCAAAAGGCUCGAGAGUUUAUCUUGUAUGCCGCUCGCCUUGAGCGAGCGUGCCCGAUCCGAGGGUUCGAAUGCCUCUCCCGAAUCGACAACUAGAGACGAUCCAAUAAAAAACGGGACACCCGGACUUUGGUCAUUGGUAUGGCUCCCGCGAGCGAAAGACAUCACCCAGGAGACGGCGAUUCAAGCGACUCGAUCUCCAGGUGUGCUCACAAUGCCGGGGAGCCAAGCGACUCGAGAAGGCCGAGUAUCUUGAUGUCGAUACACCAUGGAGCUGUCCGGAGGGUCG
Polychytrium aggregatum is the source of this 4028-nucleotide messenger RNA. RefSeq lists its product as uncharacterized. Lineage: Eukaryota; Fungi; Chytridiomycota; Chytridiomycetes; Polychytriales. Gene Ontology annotation, molecular function: protein binding. The transcript is spliced from 12 exons. The coding region runs from base 134 to 3835 and encodes 1233 amino acids. The record is from RefSeq and is a predicted model, not a curated record.